AUGACCAAGCUGCCGUCCCAGGUCCGGGGCUGCUGCUGUUCGGACCCUUCUCCUGUGGGGCCCGGGGUGGGAGUGGGGUGGGAGUGGGGCGAGCGCGUGGAGGGGGUGAGCGCCCAGGACGUGCUGCUGGUCCACUCCUGCCGGCAGUGGACGACGGUGACGGCGCACAGCCUGGAGGAGGGACACUACGUCAUCGGCCCCAAAAUCGACAUCCCGCUCCAGUACCCAGGGAAGUUCAAGCUGCUGGACCAGGACCGGGACAUCCGCGAGCCCGUGCAGUACUUCAACAGCGUGGAGGAGGUGGCCAGCAUCUUCCCGGACCGUGUCUUCGUCAUGGAGGCCAUCACCUUCAGCGUGAAGGUGGUGUCGGGGGAGUUCAGCGAGGACAGCGAGGUGUACAACUUCACGCUGCACGCGGGGGACGAGCUGACGCUGAUGGGGCAAGCGGAGAUCCUCUGCGCCAAGACGGUGAAGGAGAAAUCGCGCUUCAACACCAUCCUGCGGAAGCUGGGCAAGGCGGUGCCGGCGGCGGGGGCCAGGCAGGUGAAGGGCAAGAUGCCCUGCCUGAUCUGCAUGAACCACCGCACCAACGAGAGCCUCAGCCUGCCCUUCCAGUGCAAGGGCCGCUUCAGCACCCGCAGCCCCCUCGAGCUGCGGCUGCAGGAGGGCGAGCACACCAUCCGCAGCAUCAUCGAGAAGGUGCGGCUGCCCGUCAACGUGGCCGUGCCCAGCCGCCCCGCGCGCAACCCCUACGACCUGCACGCCAUCCGCGAGGGCCACUGCUACAAACUGGUCAGCAUCAUCUCCAAGACGGUGGUGUUGUGCUGCAUCCUCCGCCGGGACGAGCUGGUCCCCUUCCACUUCCUCCUGCUGACCGACAUGCCCCGCUUCCAGCUGCCCGAGGGGCUGCUCGCCGGGGACCCCCAGCUGGAGAAGCUGCUGCGGGACAGCGCUGCGUACUGCCACGACCGCUUCAACCCCGACGAGUACUCGCGGGCCGUGCGGGAGGCCAAACCUGACUUUUCGGAGGAAUGCGCCAGCCCCCGGCGCCUGCGGCUCUGCCUGCCUGCCUGCACCCGCGAGGAGCUCAGCCAGCCCCUCCAACGCCUCUCCCUCUGCGCCUGCAGCACAGGGGUCCCCCGGGAGCCCACCGCCCACUGCCAGGGACAGCGGGGCGUCGGGGGGGGCACCCCGCGCCCGCCGCUGCCCGACUUCCCCGACCCCGACCGGGAGUACAUGACACCCGACUGGGCCGAGCCCGAGUUCAGGACUCAGGAGCCGCUGGAGAUCCCCUACGAGGAGCUCUGGAGCAACCCCAGCCCCGAGGGCUGCUGCGAGCCCGGCAGCGGCGCCGGCCGGCAGGACCUCGUCUCCUUCAGGGCCGUCACCCCACUGGGCUCCCCGCACCGCCCCGGCGUGCCCGGGGACGAGCCCCGGGGGGACACCCCACCCCCUGUGCCACCCAAGUCAGAGGCGGUGAAGGAGGAGUGCCGGCUGCUGAACGCACCCCCUGUGCCGCCCCGGGGCAGCCGCCCCCCAGCACCCUGCAGCCCCCCGGCACCCCUACGCUGCCCGAAGCUGGCACCCGUUCCCUCGCCCAGCCCCAGCCUCUCCUACUACUCCUCGGGGCUCCGUGACGGCGGGGACGGCUCGCCCUGGCUGCCCCCCGCCGACCUCUCGGCUCUCUCGCUGGAGGAGGUCUCCAAGUGCCUGCGCUUCAUCGGCCUCUCCGAGGACGUGGUCAGCUUCUUCGCCCGUGAGCGCAUCGACGGCAGCAUCUUCGUGCAGCUCAGCGAGGAGAUCCUGGCCGACGACUUCCGUCUCACCAAGCUCCAGGUGAAGAAGAUCAUGCAGUUCAUCAAGGGCUGGCGCCCCAAGAUCUAG
Messenger RNA from Nipponia nippon (crested ibis), 1884 nucleotides. NCBI's taxonomy places the organism in Eukaryota, Metazoa, Chordata, Aves, Pelecaniformes, Threskiornithidae. The record is from RefSeq and is a predicted model, not a curated record.